Molecule: messenger RNA, 2901 nt
Organism: Rhagoletis zephyria (snowberry fruit fly)
Lineage: Eukaryota; Metazoa; Arthropoda; Insecta; Diptera; Tephritidae
Product: RNA polymerase II degradation factor 1-like
Source: RefSeq, a predicted model, not a curated record
UUGGCCAAAGCAGUUGACAAACUUUCAGUUGCGGAGUAGCGUUUAACCGAUUAAGAGGACUUUCAUCGACAUAAACCUAAUCUACUAAUAGUUUAUUUUAUUGAGUUUUGGAUUUUAAUGCAGUUGCUGUGGUGCAACAUGUACCCCCAAUCGGAGUUGGAUAAUUACAAACUGCAAGUGGAUUUGUUGCAAGAAAAGCUCAAACAAAGCGAAGAAAAUCGACAGCAGCUGCAGAAGGAACUUCAGCAGAUUUUACUGCGACGGAGUGAACAUGACAAAUCCGUGCGCACAAAACUACGGCAAAAAUACCAAAGUUUUCUGGAUGAGCAGGAGCGGCGCAAUGAACGCAAUCAGAUGCUGAUGCAAAUGCUCGAGCGAAUAGAUGAGCAAUCGGCUGCUUUAUCGGCACGUAGCGAGAGACUCAAAGGCAUGAAGCUUCAAUACGAGCGCUAUUUUGCGAAAUUAAUGCAAACACAACCUGUUCGCUGCAUACAAAAUGCGACUGUAACCACUGGCGUUGGGGCGGAGGUCAUGUCAAUGCAAACAACAAUGCCAGCCGCGACACAAAUACCCGUGCUAUUGCCCGCUGUUGCCCCACAGCUUCCAACAACUGUACAGCCUACUACCACAGAGCGUAGAAGCGAUGCAACAGCUGCUGGUAUGGCGGCCGCAACACCUACACAACCGACUACUGGCGGACUCGAAGCGAUAGCAGCAGCACAGUCGGCAGCUUUGACGCCGCGAAUGUGGACAUUUGCUAUGGCCACACCGACCCCAGCAGGAUUGCUGCUCACUGGAGGAGCGCCAACAGCUGCGAUGGGCUCAGCGCCACUACAGCCAGCGACCACACCGUUUGAAUUUGUACAGUAUCCGCUGGGAUAUGGAGCGAUGCAACAGCAGCAACCUUUGCAAAUGGCAUAUGCCUCACCAAUGGGACCGGUAACAUUUGCUAGCCGAUUCACAUUACCACAAUGUUACGGUGCUGAGAUGAGUGAAAACCCACUCAAUCCAACUAAUACCACAGAAGAAAAAUUGCCUGGUAAGUCCACUAGCACUGCUCGAGAGGUUAGCGCAAUGCAAAAGCAGCGCCUAGCAAAGCAGUCGGAUGCCACCACACAACGCGGCGAGGGCAUUGAAGGUGGAUCUGAGGAUGAAGAAAAAUCGAAAGCUUCGCAAACAACAGAACAUCUACCCCCUAAUGAACAGGUAGAGCAGGAGCAGCAUUCGGGCCAACCCAUGUCAGAUAAAGAUACUGAAACUCACGUGGCGACUGCGGCCGGUAGGCCCCUCGACUCUACUAGUUGCGUCACUAGGAGUAUGUCCGAAGUUAAACUGGAAGACGAUGACGACAGCGUGCGCAGCUAUGUGCCUUAUACAGGAUGGAAGGAUGAAACGAAUAAACCAAAGUUCAAUGCAAAAGCUUCAGAAAGACUAGAAGAAACUUUCACUAAACCAGAAACUCAGCUGAAUGCCGCAAACACUCGGCAGAAGUUAGGCCCAAUGAAGUUGCACACAGCAGAAGAGCACAGGCGAAAGUUUGCGGACAUUGAGAAGAAGUAUGGUAUUGCAGAUGAAACCAAUGACAUGGAGGACGAGAUUCCUUUGCAGGAAUAUAAACCCUUCUCCGAGAUUAUUAAAGAAACCAGCGCCAGAGAGCAGCAGCCACCAGUUGUCGAAGUUUCAGAUAAUAAUUCAUGGCAAUCACACUCGGGCUCGGUGGAAUAUACACCGAAGCCAUCAAUGUCUAGCGCAUCGACUGAGCAAAAGCCUGUCUCCAUUGAUAACAUAGAAAAUGCUAUUUACGGCGAGUUGGUAAAUCCACAAUUGAACGACUCUACACAACCGACUGUGCGAACUGCCGCGCACGGUUUCUUCACCGAACUACUUGGCCAACAAGAACCGGCCAAGUUAAGUCAAAAUUCUGACGAAAUCAGUGGAAAUCAGCAUGAAAACACUACCAGUGAUACAAUAGAAACUCAAAACCUUCCAGCAAAUGCAGAUAAUAUGGGAUAUGCCAAUUAUAGUACAUCAAUUGACGGCACAGAGGCUGCCGAAGUAAAAGCAGCCGCUGACAGUUACCAAAAUGAACCACCAAAUCAAGCCACAUACGACACAGCAAACUCUGACUACUACCAGCAAUCGGCGGCAGCAGAACGCGCUUACGAUGGUGCAGAAGCAACAAAUGCUUACGCUGAGUAUCCAACAGACCAAACAGCCGAUUUGAAUGCCGCGCGCGGCGACGCUAACCAACAGCUUCAAGAGCAGCAGCAACAGCAACAACAACAACAACAACAGGAGUACACGGAACAAGAUUAUGAAAAUUAUGAUGCAACGCAGUAUGGCAACUAUGAUCCCAAUGCAUAUCCGGGCUACAUAUAUGAUGAAGCCACUGGCCAAUAUGUCGUCGAUCCGCAAUAUGUGGCGCCCGAAGGAAGCGCUGCUGAAGGCGUUUACGCGUCGCAGGAAUAUCAGAGUGGUCAGGGUCAAGAAGUUAGUUAUGCGUAUGAAGACAAUGCCUACGCCGCUGCGGCACCAACUGCGGCGGAUGAAGGCAGCGCUAGUGCUACCCCAACUACCGCCGAAGUAGCGAAUGUGCCGCCGCCAGAACUGCAACAAGAGCCGACGCCUGAACCUGUAGUAACUGAACCAGUUGCACCUCCUACGACCGGCGAGCCUAAAGUCUUGAAACCUACUUCGAUUCUUUCGACAGCGGAUAAGCUUGCCGCACAGAAUGAGGCGCAAAAGAAGAAGAAACGCGUGAAUUUUGUGGAUAGCAGCGAAACGGAUGACAGCUCGAGUGCUGCUAAGUUGCCAGCUGCAGGCAAUGAAAGUGAUUUUGAUUUUUCAAGUGGCGCAGAAACUUCGGCGGGUUAAGGCCAAGGAAGAGCUGGGAUGACGUCA